Messenger RNA from Gasterosteus aculeatus aculeatus (three-spined stickleback), 1519 nucleotides. It is a transcript of the gene dhrs12la, whose product is annotated as dehydrogenase/reductase 12-like a. The record is from RefSeq and is a predicted model, not a curated record. NCBI's taxonomy places the organism in Eukaryota, Metazoa, Chordata, Actinopteri, Perciformes, Gasterosteidae.
GUCAACGGAGCGACACGUGGUUUGUGGUCCCGCGGGGUAAAAAAAACGCGGAGGAGAGAGCUCCGCACAGCGAGAGGCUUCCAGAGCAAACGCACCAUGUCUCUGUACCGCAACUGCGCCUGGUUCCUGAAGGGAAUGACCGAGUUCACCAGGAGUGCCUUCCAGACGGCUUCCAAGAGGUUCGUGGAGAAGGACCUGGAGGUGUCGGUGGCGGGGCGAGCCUUCAUGAUAACGGGGGCCAACAGCGGCAUCGGGAAAGCGGCGGCCAUGGCCAUCGCCAAGAAAGGCGGAACGAUCCACAUGGUGUGCAGGAACAAGGACAAGGCCGAGGAGGCGCGGGCCGAUAUCGUCAAGGAGACCGGAAAUAAAGAGGUGUACGUCCACAUCCUGGACCUGACGGAGACCAGGAAGGUCGGGGAGUUCGCUGAGGCCUUCAAGAGGAAGUACAAGGCCCUCAACGUGCUGAUCAACAACGCCGGCGCCAUCAUGAGUGAGAGGGACGUGAACGCCGAGGGGCUCGAGAAGAGUUUCGCCUCCAACGUCCUCGGGGUUUACAUUCUCACCAAGAGUCUCAUCCCCUUGAUGGAGAAAAGUGCUGAUCCCCGAGUGAUCACGGUAUCUUCGGGAGGGAUGCUGGUGCAGAAGCUCAGGACGGGAAACCUGCAGUCAGAGCGGGGGCACUACGACGGCACCAUGGUCUACGCCCAACACAAAAGGCAGCAGGUGGUGAUGACGGAGCAGCUGGCAAAGACUCACACGAACAUCCACUUCUCCGUCAUGCAUCCCGGCUGGGUCGACACUCCAGCGGUGGCCAACGCCAUGCCGGACUUCCACCGCUCCAUGAAGGACAGCCUGCGGGCCCCCGAGCAGGGGGCCGACACCGCCGUUUGGCUGUCUGUCGCCGAGGCCCCGCCCACAAACCCAAGCGGCCUCUUCUACCAAGACCGGAAGGUGGUGUCCCCCCACCUGCCACUGGCUUGGACCCACAGCUCCCCCCUGGAGGAGCAGAAGUUCAUGUCCCUGCUGGAGGACCUGGCCAAGACCUUCCAGGCGAACUGAGCGCCUCUGGUCCAACGCCGACUCCAGGCCGGGCUCGGCACCCUCCGAGGAUCUAACACGCCGCCAGAGUCAUACCCCGUCCGCGUGACACGUAUCGGAGGACGGGGUCAACGGCCUAAAUGCUUUAUAACUAUUUUUAUAACACGUUUUCUGAGGAUUUAAGAGUGAUUUUAUUCCCCUGAAAUGAGCUUUCAAAUGCACCUUCAUCUAAAAUACACUGUGACUUUAAGAGAGCUGUCAAUCAGAUGGGAAUCUGAUGAGACCAAAGUCACCCCCCCACACUGCAUCGUUGAUAAUUCAAUUUAAUAUCCAUAACACUUGUGUGUGGUUCUCAUGUUGUUGUGCAGCAGUGCUCUCUCUAUAAGAGAUAAAACUUAAAGUAACAACUGCAGCGACUUUGAAAAACUGUCUGAGCUGAUCUUGUAAAUGUCUCCUUGAAUAAAGAAACUUACAAAUAUUG